ACGUCCGAGUGUAGUCGGCUGAAGACAGCUGAAGAAAAGCUCCUGUCGGAAAUUGCAGCGCUUGAGGUCAAAAGGAAGGAGCAGGAGGCUUGUGCGGCUCAAAAGGAGGAAGAGUUAGCUCUAGAAGUUGAACGACUUGAGACCGAAUGCGAUGUAAAAGAGGCGCAAAAGGGAGAACUUGAAACUAGGAUACAUGAGCUGACUUCUCGGCUAGAUCAGAACAAAGUGGAGGCAUCGUUGAAGAUCACGGAAUUAGUGAGCGAGUUGAAAAUAUCAAACUCAAAUGCAGUGGCUGUAGAGGACGAUCUUAAAAAGACGCGAAGCGCUCUUACCGCAGAAAGCGAACGUCGUGCUGUUAUGGAGCAUGAAUUGAGUCUUAUGCGUGACCAACUACUGCAAAACGCCAAUCUUCUCGCGUCUUCUCACUUUAGUCGAAGUGGCAGCAUGCGGAGUGAUCAAGGACGUCAGCCGUUCUCUUUGUUAGGACCUGAUGGCAAUUCUGUUUCUCUAAGCGGCGGUUCCAGCGAUUUGGAAGAAAUCGCCCUCAUCCUUCGUCAACAACAAAUGAUAAAUGAUUUACGUAUGAGAGCAGAGCAACAUCAAGCGGGAAAUGAACGCCUUCGAAACUUGGUGGAAGCAAGUUCGUUAGUGGAGUCACUCGAGAAGAGAACUUCUUUGCGCUCCUUCGAAUCUCACAAACUUCAGGAACUUGAAACAGCGUGUUCUCGUCUGAAACUCGAACUGGAGCGUUUAGUGGAGGAGAAGGCUGACGGUGGUCUCGAGAAUAUGAACGUGAAGCUUUCUGCUUGA
Molecule: messenger RNA, 810 nt
Organism: Ostertagia ostertagi
Lineage: Eukaryota; Metazoa; Nematoda; Chromadorea; Rhabditida; Trichostrongylidae
Source: the annotation of a GenBank genome assembly